CGCCCCGCCCCGCGAUGCUCCGCUGCCUCCGCCGCGCCCGCGCCCACCCCGCCGCGGCCUGGGGCCGGCGCGGCGCCGGGCGCCCGGCGAUGACGCCGCUGCCCUUGGCCUACGCCCUGCUGGACGGGCACGAGCCGCGCGCGCCCCUCGUCCUCCUGCACGGGCUCUUCGGGAGCAAGACCAACUUCCGCGGCGUGGCGCCCGCGCUGGUGCAGCGCACGGGCAGGAAGGUACUGACAAUAGAUGCACGUAACCAUGGCGAAAGCCCUCACAGCCCCAUCAUGACCUACGAAGCAAUGAGCUUGGAUGUCCAGCACCUCCUGAGCCAGCUGCACAUCAGCAAGUGCAUCCUGAUUGGGCACAGCAUGGGCGGCAAAACAGCCAUGACACUGGCACUGCAGAGGCCAGAUCUAGUGGAGCGCCUGGUAUCUGUUGACAUUAGUCCCACCCCAACGGGGCCUGUCACAAGCUUCCCUGCCUACAUCUCUGCCAUGAAAAGCAUGAGCCUCCCACGUGGGAUCCCCCGCUCCACUGCACGCAGGCUAGCUGAAGAUCAACUGCGUUCGGUCAUCCAGGUACCAGCUGUGAGACAGUUCCUGCUUACUAAUCUGGUGGAGGUUGAGGGCUACUACAUGUGGCGGCUGAACUUGGAGGCCAUUUCCCACCACCUCCCUGAUAUUAUCACAUUCCCAACCUUCCAGUCAUAUUACCCGGGACCCACUCUCUUCCUGAGAGGCUCCAAGUCCCCUUAUGUCAGUGACACGGACUCCUCAGAGAUUGAGCGGCUCUUUCCCAAGGCCAAGGUCCAGUGUAUUGCAGGUGCUGACCACUGGGUCCAUGCAGAUAGACCACAGGAGUUUGUUGCUGCCAUCUCCAACUUCCUGCUGCUGCCAUAAAACCUGGAGACAGAGAUCGGGAUUGCUGCACAUGGCUGAUCCUGGAGCACCACAUCAGGGAUGUCCAGUACUCUGGAGGAUGGACCCCAACCAUAGGUGGAUUAAUGCACGGGCAAGCUGGGUCUGGUCCCAGGGGCCCCUGCCUCCACGUGGACAAAACUGGUGGCUGGGCUGGGCUGGGCUGUGUGUGUGCAAUGUGGCAGGCCAUAGCUGCUGGAUGCGGUUUGUCAGGCACUGCUGCAGCUGCAGUGAGCUUCAGCAGGGUGGGGGGCUGCUGCUGGAGCUGUCUGCACUGCACACACCCAACAGGCAGAGGCUCUGAACCCUGGUGCCACCUCCAGUGCAGACCUGCAUGUGGGGGCAACCACAGCUCCUGCCCUGGGCCUUAAGGGCAGUGCGUCCCGCUCCAGGUGCUGCUCCCGCUGUACCGGCCAGGGACAGAGCCUGCAGCUGAGGGCCUGGUUUGGGGGGCCUAGGCUUGGUGCCCCAAUUAAUCUUAAUCUGCCUCAGACUGAGACAGGAUUCCCCACCACCACCACAUGCUAGGCCAGACCAAGGCUGAUGGGGCAGGAGGCUUGGGCCUGGCUUUUAAUGGCUCUCUGGCUGGCCACAGCAUGUGGGCAGGGCUGCAGUAUCAGGCCAGGACUACUCAGCUGGAGGUGUUUUGCACUUGAUGUUCUUCACAGGGUGCUAGAGCAGAGCCUUGGGGCUGAAUUUUUUCAAGAAACAGUGUACCCCUUGGAGGUGUUGGUGCCAUUGUUCCUGUCCCAUAGUGGGCACUGGUCUGGAAUUGCUCUGCCACCACCCCUUUCAAUCCUCAUCCAGCUGCUUUCUGGCACCUAUGGAGCCUGCCUGGGCCCCCUCUCAGGGUCUCUGGGUGGGGAAGAAGAUACAGGAAUCCAGUCUUACUAGAGUUCCUCAUUGAUACCCAGCCCUGCUGAGGGCUCCCAUCCCUACCCCAAAGCUGAGCCCAGGACUUUCUCUGCUCUGGCACUGCCUGUCUAUGUACCCACUUGCCACUAUACAGUACUUAAAAUAAAGCUGACUCUGCACUGGCCUUCUCUCAGAAGUCAGAGGAGACCAGCAGUGAGCUUGA
This is a messenger RNA of Alligator mississippiensis (American alligator), 1992 nucleotides long. RefSeq names its product abhydrolase domain containing 11 (gene ABHD11). Gene Ontology annotation, molecular function: catalytic activity. Gene Ontology annotation, cellular component: mitochondrion. Bases 15 to 896 code for a protein of 293 amino acids. The transcript is spliced from 6 exons. The record is from RefSeq and is a predicted model, not a curated record. NCBI's taxonomy places the organism in Eukaryota, Metazoa, Chordata, Crocodylia, Alligatoridae.